AGCUUUGCAAAUUUUCGAAAGAAAAUCUCGAUCAUAGACCAUAGCUAUUGAGCUAUUUAUUCAUUGUUUUAAUAACUAUCAUAUACCUAAUUGUUUAAAAAAUAGGGCUUAAAUAAAGAUAACGUUUCCUAUUUCGUUGUUAUGUGCGAUGAAAUGUCGUUAACUAUAAAUAGACUUAGCUUGCAUUAGUUCGUAGAUUUGUCUGAUUGUGAUGGUAUAUCAGACAUAUUGAAGAAUAUUCGUAAAAAUGGGGAGAAGAGAGGAACCGACCUGGGCGCAAGGCACCGUGGGCCUAACAGCAGCCCGGGAGCGAGGGGACAUCGAUCGAAAAUUCCAAAACCGUUUGACUGUUACCAGAAAUAUGAUAGACAGAUUAGGACUAGAAAAAGAACUGCACGGACAUAUGGGAUGUGUUAAUUGUCUAGAAUGGAACAGCGAUGGGUCUGUACUGGCGUCGGCGUCUGAUGAUCUACACGUUAUACUGUGGGAUCCAUAUCGAUAUAAACAAAUCCACAACAUCUCCACUGGCCAUACCGGCAAUAUAUUCUCAGUUAAGUUCCUUUCCCCGGAUUCGCUGGCGACAUGCGCAGCGGACGGGUCGGUGCGCGCGCGCAACGUUGAUUCGGGUGCGUCGCUGUUGGAGUGCGCGUGCCACUGCGGCCGCGUCAAGCGCCUGGCCGUGGCGCCGGACAGGCCGCACAUGCUGUGGUCUGCCGGCGAGGACGGGCUCGUGCUCCAACACGACCUUCGAGCCCCGCACCGCUGUAACUCAGACUCAGCCAAUGUCCUCGUAAACCUGCUCAACCACAUGGGUCGCUAUGCCGAAGCCAAGUGCCUCGCCGUAAACCCCAGGAGGCCCUACCAGUUGGCUGUAGGUGCCAACGAUUUCUACGUUCGUCUCUAUGAUACGAGAAUGAUCAAGUUGGCAAGAUUACAGGAGUUGCAGGGGGGCGCCGCGCCGGCCCGCCUGGCGUGGGAGCGGCAGACCGUGCGCUGCUCGCGCGCCGGCAACGGAGACCCCGACGACAACAUACCGCGCGCCGCCGUGCAGUACUUCGCCCCCGGUCACCUAUCAAUGGAGCCUAAUGAGCACACUUUCCCAAAAAAAUCCACCACAUAUGUGGCAUUCAGUAACAAUGGCAAUGAGCUGCUCGUCAACCUGGGCUCAGAACAGGUGUACCUGUUCGACAUCAACACGGCGCGCCGGCCCGUGCUGGUGGAGAGCUUCAUCAUCCAGCACAACCACGGGUACCGCGAGGGCGAGGGCAAGCCGGCGCGCGUGGGCGGCGACGGCGCCAACGGCACCCUGGAGACCCCGGCGCUGCCCGAGCGCGUGCGGCAGCUCAAGGAGAUGGCGAACGAGCACGUCAACAAGGGCAACUACACCAACGCCGUGGAGCUCUACAGCCGCGCGCUGGCGGAGUGGCCGCGCUGCGCUGUGCUGCACUCCAACCGCGCCGCCGCGCUCAUGCGCCGCGCCUGGUCGGGCGACACGUACGCCGCUAUCCGCGACUGCUACAAGGCGAUCAGGCUGGACGCCAACCACGUGAAGUCCCACUUCCGGCUCGCGAAAGGCCUGAUGGACCUGAAGCGGGCUCGCGAGGCGCACGAGUGUCUGCUCUACUUCAAGGACAAGUUCCCUAAGCACGCGGAGAGCCAUGCUGUGUUUCUGCUGCAAAAAGACAUCAACGUGGCGCUGGAGACGAUGGAGACUCAGCCGGACGAAGGUACUACGGAAGAGGAUGGCCAGUCCGGCAGCGCUCUGGAGCGACAGCUGCGCAGUUCGGCCCUGGACUACAAGUGCCGGUUCCUGGGUCACUGUAACACGACCACUGAUAUCAAGGAAGCUAAUUUCUUAGGACCAGAAUCUAACUUCGUGGCUGCUGGUUCAGACGACGGUAGCAUGUUUAUCUGGUGUCGUAAGUCCGGCAACAUCGUGCGCUGUCUGCGCGGGGACGAGUCCAUCGUGAACUGCGUGCAGCUGCACCCGAGCAUGUUCCUGCUGGCAACCAGCGGUAUCGAGGCUGUCGUCCGACUCUGGAGUCCGAGACCUGAGGACGGAAUGGGCGAGGCGCGCGUGGUCCCGGAGGCGAGCGCGGCGGCCGCCGCCAACCAGCAGCGCAUGCGCAGCGACCCCUUCGAGGCCAUGCUGCUCAACAUCAGCUUCGCCGGCGGCGCCGAGCGCGACCUCCACUCGCCCGCUUGCCGCGCCACGUAAGGUGAUGCCGUGCCGAGUCCUUGGAUUGAUUCGCACGUUCGUCAAGAAGUCAUUUUGUAAAUAUAAUUAUUAUAUAAUAUUACUUUUUUCAUCUUAUUAUUUCUGCUCUCGUUAAAAUGACAUAUUUUGUUUAAAAUAUUUGUUUAAACCAUAAAAGGUGCCAAGUUUUUUUUUUAAUUCUAAUACGAUUUAUAAUCCUCGUGACGAUUCCACAAAUAAUAUACUUCGUAUGUAUAGUGAUUACAUUUUUUUUUUAAUUAUAUGUAUGUCUAUAAAAAUAUAUCGCAAAUUAAGUAUGUCAUUUGCAUAAUAGUAAGCUACUAAACAUUGUAAAUAUUAAAAUAAUUUUAUAAUUAUAAAAUCAUUAAUCUGAUAAAUUCUGUUAAUCAUUUAAUGAUAGAAAUGAAGGACGCUGAUUUGACGCUUUUUUUAUUCACAAUCUCUGUAUUACAAUAAUUUAAUGAUUUAUUGAAUGUUGCUAUCUCUUUCUCGCAUAUCGCCACUGUCAGUGUAAAAGGUCGUAAAUUUAAUGUCCAACAUACCUAUAGUUGGUAGCAGCUUUGUGGAAGCCCGUCCGGGGAGGUACCACCCACGCAGCAAUACUUAGUAUUGUCGUGUUCAAGGGUGAGUGAGCCAGAGUAAAUACAGGCAAGGGACAAAAUCGUAGAGCCCAACGUUCGUGACGGAUUGACCAUGUAAGGUAUGGUUAAUAUUUCUUUCAAAGCCAAUGUCUAUGGGCGGGAGUACCCACUUAUCAUCAGGUAGCUCAUUUGCCAGUCUGUCUAUCUACCUUUAUUUAAAAAUAAAAAUUAUUCACAAACAAUACUUUAGUCGGUGUGGAAGCAGCAUUAUGUUAUUUCUGAUAGCGUUCGUUGUGUCCGGUAUUUUCAUUCGCAGAAAUUUUUUCGAGUUAUUCGCUAUGCGAACGCACUGCGGCGAAUGCCUCGCUGCGAUUGGUCCAUUUGAGUAGCUAAGUUUUUUUCGGUAAAUGUUCGGCGUAUGAGUGAAAUGGUAAUUAAUUCGUGGGAUGAAUAAAUAGGAUUGUUUAUAAUGUGAUUAAUGUUAUGUGCGUUACAUAAUUGUGAAAUAUCGUAAAAUGGGAUUCCUCUUAUGGUAUUCUUUUCUAAAAAAUUGUCACGUCGUCAUUUUACACGGAAACUCUGCGAUGCGUUGUUCAACUGUCGAGAUACUUAGGACUGUCUAGAACUAUAGAAGCUUAGAGAUACUUUACCUAGCGUCCCUUUUACGAGGGCGUAUCUUUCCUCGCCGCAGUAUUGCUUGUGAACUGAAAUUGCGGAUCUAAUUUGUUCGGAGGCACUAUGAGUUCUCAUAGAAUUGUUUGCGAUUACUGGCCUUAGAGUAUAUAUCAGUUAUCAUGGAAACGGUACAGGGAAAAAUAUUAAUAUUCUAAUAAUAAAAACGUAAGGUAGGUCAGUUUCUAUGAUUAUUUCUAAAGUUAUCAUAUUUUACGACCUUUUCACCAACAGUAACGAUAUGGGCUCAUUAAGAUUCUUUUAUCUGAUUCAAAAAAUAAUAGCAUCGACUUUUCACUAUAUUGUGGCCUUAGCGGUCUUUAGGAUUCGGUAGGGUAAGCAAAACAAAUAUAUAUUUUUUAUAAAUAUUUAAUAAUGAAAACGUUUUAAUGUGCACCUUCAACUUUUUUCGUCAUCAUCUUCUGCCAUUAUCAUAGAUGCUGCUUCCCCCCUUGAUGUAUGUACUUGUAUAUAUUUUCCGUAUAACAAUGAAAAUAAGUAAAAAUAAAACAUACAAUAUUUGUAAAAUUACUUUGUCAAGUUAUUAUUGUUAAAACUUAAAAUACCUUAAAAAUAUAUAUUUGUUUUUGCAAACUGUACUUUUUAGGUGUCAUUGUUUUUGAUAUUAUUAUUCGUAUCGUAUAAUAGCAGUAAUUUUACUUUAGAGUUUGUAAACGAGGGUCAGCAGCGAAAUUGUCACCUUAGUGAAUUGCCUUAAAAGAAAUCGUGAUUUAAGAAACGUGAAUUGUUAAAUGAAUACUAUGGGUUAGUUUUUCGUUAUGAAUAAACUUUUAUAAUUGUAUAACAAUAUUCUUUCAUUAAACAAAACUUUGCUAUUUUAAGAAAUAAGUUUUCAUAUCAAAUAGUUUUUGUUUUUCACAGUUCGAGUAUUUGUCUCUUUGUUGUUUUUUUUACAAACUCUGCUAAGCCUUGAGGCCAAACCAGAAUGAUUCGACCUUAGUCCGUAGCUGUAAGCGUUAGUCGAGACAUCUCAAGUUCGCAACUUGGAGUUUGCUCCGUGCGUUCAAAACGAGAUAAACCUUUAUAUAUAUAAUGACUUAUUAUAAAUGAAAUUGUAAAGUCAGUAUAAAUAGUCUAUAGAAUUUAAUUUAAAAAAAUUAUAAUCUAUGAAAUACUUGGUAGGAAUAUGUUUUAUUGUCUAUGGAUCGAGCACAUCCGUGCAGUCAAAGCCGUGAUAAAGCGAAGCGAUCAAGCGCGUACUUUUUUUUUGUAGUUAUCACGCUUGGUCGCAUGUGUGGCCGUAGCGUUAGGUGAUUCCGCUUCGCUUGAGUGCGCGGGUGUGUUCGCUCACUGCAGGAUUGGUUAUAAUUUUGUAUGAUCAUAUUUAGAACGACUAGGCGAGACAUUGUCGCGGCUUUUUUUUAAUGAUUCUUAUUGAAAUAUAAACGAAAUCCUAGUAAAAAAAUCUGUUUGUAUAAUUUCUAGUGUAUUAUUUUUAAUCCACAAAAAAGUUUAAUGUUAGUAGUGAUGUUUUUGUAACUAUGCGAUCUGGUCUGAUGUGGUUCCCAUAAAUUAAAUAUAUAGUUAAGAAUGGUUGAUCAGCGUAGCGGCGUUGGGGAGGUGUACAAAUCGUGAGCAAGUUUUGAAGAUUGAGCUUCAUCAAAUAUUAUAACAUUUAAUUUUUGUAACAAGAAAUGAGUCCCAAAAACUUUUUUAUUACAUUAUAUAUUAUUAUAUAUACUAUUUCAAAUGAGCUUAACAAAAAAAAAAAAAAAAUCCAUUCUGUCUCCAUUUUAAUCGUAAGUAACUUUGAAAAGGUUAAUUUCGAUUAUGUAAAAUUUGAAAUUUAUGCCAUCAUUACUUUGUCAACAAAAAAAAAGCACCUCAACCCGUAUAAUAUAUAAAACAUCCCACAUAAACUUGAAAGUCCCUUAGCGGAUGUACCAAAAUGGAGAUCCGAAGGGUUCGGUUCAGACACCGUGUCAAAAAUAUGUAUAUUAUCAAAAUUUAAUAUAGGUUAACAAUGUAACAUAGGAUUAAAUUUCCAGGCUGUUAUUUUCAUAUACAUAAGUCAUGUUUAAAUUUACCUGGGAAAUUGUAAGUUAAUAUAAAACCAUGUAAUAGGUAUAUGUUUAAAACAUUAGAUAGUGUGUAUGACAAUGGAGCAUGUAAAGGGUGCAGUCGAGGAAACAUAAAGAAUGUUGCCAAAUUUUUUCUUUUCAUAAAAAAUAAAUAAAAUAGAAAUGUAAUCAUUCAUCAUCAUGCUGCAGUUCCACUCGAUAAGCUCCUGUUAUAUAGUAAACAUAUUUUAUAUAAUGUACUUUACUUAAUACACAUGUGAAAAAUUUAAUUUUAAAUAAAGUUUUAUAUGGCAAUACUGAACAAUUUAUCAUCAGCACUAAGAUUGGGGCAAAACUUUAGCUCAAUCGGUUGAGUUGAAUGGCUUUAAAAUGACCCACUCAUAUUUAAUGGAGAUCUUAUAUUAUAUUAUUUACGAAAUAAAGUCAUGUUUCCUUAGUACAUUAAUCUUGUUUUUAUUGUAAGUAUUUGUGGUUCAAAGUUCUUACUUUUUUUAUUAUGAUUUCCCGAAUAAUAAUGUUGCCCUAAUGGAAUUUAUUUAUAUUUAAUAUUGAAUAUAAAUUCCUUAAAAAUAUGAGUCACAAUUAAUUUUGCUAAUAGAUCUAAAAUGUAUCAGUUUGUUUGUUUGUCAUUUCCUUGGGCAAAAGUAUAAUAUUGUUAAUUACUUUUUGAAUAAUUGGUAUUUAUCUCAUAUCAAAUGCACGUUUCCUCGACUGUAAAAGUGGGACUGAGUGACCUGUAUGGCGGGAGCGCUUUGUCAACCUUCGCGUUUUGUAAGAGAGUUCGUGGAUAUUUUUUUUAACUAAUAGAUGUUGAUAAUAAAUUAAAAAUUUGUUAGUA
Molecule: messenger RNA, 6351 nt
Organism: Nymphalis io (European peacock)
Lineage: Eukaryota; Metazoa; Arthropoda; Insecta; Lepidoptera; Nymphalidae
Gene: adp
Product: WD and tetratricopeptide repeats protein 1
Exons: 13
Coding region: 248-2218 (656 amino acids)
Biological process (GO): negative regulation of fatty acid biosynthetic process
Cellular component (GO): cytoplasm; Cul4-RING E3 ubiquitin ligase complex
Molecular function (GO): protein binding
Source: RefSeq, a predicted model, not a curated record